Messenger RNA from Lampris incognitus (smalleye Pacific opah), 666 nucleotides. RefSeq names its product gastrula zinc finger protein XlCGF49.1-like. The coding region runs from base 1 to 666 and encodes 221 amino acids. The transcript has 2 exons. The record is from RefSeq and is a predicted model, not a curated record. NCBI's taxonomy places the organism in Eukaryota, Metazoa, Chordata, Actinopteri, Lampriformes, Lampridae.
AUGGAGAGGCAUACAAGGACUGAUGCAGGGGAGAAGCCGUUUAGAUGCGCCACGUGCGGGAAAAUGUUUACCCAGAAGUCAGGUUUACAAAUACAUGUAAGGACUCAUACAGGGGAGAAGCCGUUUAGAUGCACCAAGUGCAGGAAAAUGUUUGCCCACAAGUCAAAUUUUCGAAGGCAUGUAAGGACUCAUACAGGGGAGAAGCCAUUCAGAUGCACUACAUGCGGGAAAAUGUUUGCCCAAAACCCACAUUUAUACACACACAAAAAGACUCAUACGGGUGAGAAACCAUUCAGAUGCACUAUGUGCAGUAAAAUGUUUACCCGGAAGUCAAGUUUACAAAUGCACGUAAGAACUCAUACAGGGGAGAAGCCAUUCAGAUGCACCACAUGUGGGAAAAUGUUAGACCGGAAGUCAAGCUUACAAGUGCACGUAAUAACUCAUACAAGGGAGAAGCCGUUCAAGUGCUGCGAUUGUGGAAAUGGUUUCAGCUCAGAAUGGUUUCUCAAACAACAUGUCAUGAUCCACACAGAUGAGAUCGGGACUUCCACAGCCAAUAGAGGGUCAGCUGCACGACCUGAAUCCAGGAGAUUGGGUGCUGAUAAAGGACCUAAAGAGAAAACAUUGAGGAAGCCCCGUGGACGGGGUCCCACCAAGUGCUCUUGA